Molecule: messenger RNA, 2547 nt
Organism: Ylistrum balloti
Lineage: Eukaryota; Metazoa; Mollusca; Bivalvia; Pectinida; Pectinidae
Product: pyruvate dehydrogenase phosphatase regulatory subunit, mitochondrial-like
Exons: 18
Coding region: 1-2547 (848 amino acids)
Cellular component (GO): mitochondrial matrix; cytoplasm; mitochondrion
Molecular function (GO): oxidoreductase activity; protein binding
Source: RefSeq, a predicted model, not a curated record
AUGUCAUACAGACUGGAUAAUGUCUCGUCUGAACUGACUAUGUAUAGGGUCAUAUCUUGCCGCCGACAAUUAAUUGAUUGCAGAAUAUUAAAACGAAUUUUACAGACAAGAUCUUUCUGCAAAGGAAGCGUACAGAAUGUUGCCAAUGAAGUAUCGUCAGACGUACCAAGCAGUGCACGUGUCGUCAUUGGUGGGGGAGGAAUUGUUGGGGCCUCGGUAGCGUAUCAUCUGGCCGAGAGGGGCUGGACUGAUGUCACGGUACUUGAACAGGGCAGGUUAACAUGCGGGACGACAUGGCACGCCGUGGGAUUGGUUGGUCAGGUCCGGGACACUCUAUCGACUACCAAACUUAUGGGAUACAGCAAGCAACUCUACCAAAAACUUGAAAAAGAGUAUGGUGUGGGUCUGAAGGAAUGUGGAAGUAUCACUGUUGCUCAGACGAAGGACAGAAUGACAAUGCUGCGACGAAACCACGCUAUAGCCAAAGCUGCUGGGGUAGAAUCUACACUGGUGACGAAAGAAGACAUACAGAAUCUAUGUAAAUGGAUAAGAACUGACGACGUUCAGGGCGGCUUAUGGAUCCCGGGAGAUGGGGCGCUGACAGCACCAGACCUGGCCAUGGCUUACUCCAAGGCAGCAAAGGAGCAAGGUGUACACGUCAUUGAAGGAGUAAAAGUUAACAGAGUAAACACAUCUAAUGGUCAAGUGUCCGGAGUCCAGACAUCACGCGGCGACAUCACGUGUGAAUAUUUCGUUAACUGUUCUGGACUGUGGGGUAGAAGUCUCGGACGUCUGUCUGACCCUCCUGUAAACAUACCCCAACAUCCUCUGGAACAUUUCUACAUCGUGAGUCAACCCAUUGAAGGACUUGACAGAAUGAUGCCAGUGGUGAGAGACUACGAUGGUUUGAUAUACGCUCGUGAGUGGAGUGGCGGGAUAAUGACCGGGGGAUUUGAACCUAAAGGCAAACCAAUAUUUGGGGAGGUGGUGCCAGACAAGUUUGAAUUCCAGCUAUUGCCCGAAGACUGGGACCACUUCCAGGUUCUGAUGGACGGAAUAUUGAAUAGAUUCCCGAUACUGGAGACGACACAGAUACGGCAGUUUGUGAAUGGACCAGAAUCCUUUACCCCAGAUAAUACAUGGAAUGUAGGAGAAUCUGCCGAGGUGAAGAACUAUUUUGUGGCCACUGGUAUGGGUUCAAAUGGCAUAGCAGGGUCAGGAGGACUAGGCCGUCAUAUGGCAGAGCUUAUCACAGGAGAGCCUACCUCCGUCAAUCUGUCCUCUGUUGACGUAAAGAGGCAUGCACCACAACAGGGCGAUAUACAUUAUUUAGCCGACAGAUGCUCAGAAGUAAUAGGUCGGUACAGACUUCGUUAUCCGGACGAACAGUACAGAAGUUGUAGGGGACUUCUAGUGUCCCCGCUUCAUUCCAGACUGGUGGCUGCAGGGGCAUGUUUUGGAGAAGACAGUGCUUACGAAAAACCACUUUGGUUCUCAGAAAAUAAAGACCCAUACAAUGCAGCGAGUGGUACGUUUGGGAAACCUUCAUGGCUGGAGUCAGCAAGGGCUGAGUAUAUGGCUUGCAAAACACAUGUGGGGAUGUUUGACGUUUCAUGCUUUACAAAGAUUGAGGUCAAGUCAUCGGGAUCUGAAGCCUUAGACACUCUACAGGAGCUUGUGUGCAGUCACUUGUCUUCCAAAGAAGGAGAGGUCACUCGAACAGCUAUGCUUAACACCCGUGGUGGCUUUGAGCUUAUAUGUGAUAUUGUCGCAACAAAGGACAACAGUUUUAUGUUGCUAUGUCCCUCAACCCAAAAGGCCCGAUGUCUCACGUGGGUGCGACGGAAUGUACCGAAAAAUGUAGAAGUCAGUGACGUUAGCGAGGCAUAUGCUGCUCUGCAUCUCAUUGGUGGAAAAGUUUCUGACAUUUUGUCCGAGAUCAGUGAUGACAGGAUAUCAACUAGUCCUCGGUCUAAUUCACAGAUAGUAAAUAUUGGACAUAUCAAAGACGUCAAAGUACUUGGACAGAAUUUGGCCGGGAUGGCUGGUACCACUGUCCUUGUUCCUUCACGGGAUGCAAUGGAUGUUUAUGAUAUGUUGAUGACGAUAGGAGAGAAGUAUGGAAUCAGAAACGCCGGUCACCAUACACUGAGGUUGUUGCAGACAGACAACGUCCGUCCCCAGUGGCUAAAAGACUUCACGUCGGCAGACACGCCACUAGUCACCGGCAUGAAGGACAUGGUCGACAACCAGAAGGAAUCUUUUGUCGGGAAGGACGCAAUAACAAAAGAAAGCGACAAAGCAAAUUCCUGUAUAGUCUGUCUGGAGUUGGAAGACUUCAGUGUAGAGAAGGACGUUUGGGUUUGGGGAGGAGAACCGAUUUAUUGUGACGACAAAGUGACAGGCUCCGUAUCCUCCACGGGAUUCGACUUUUCCAAGAACACAGUGUUGUGUAUGGGAAAUGUAUCAGUAUCCAAAGAUACACUACAUAACAAGUCGUUUAAAGUUGACGUCAGUGGUACAUCCUACACAGCAAUUUUGAGAUAA